Drosophila novamexicana is the source of this 665-nucleotide messenger RNA. RefSeq lists its product as uncharacterized. NCBI's taxonomy places the organism in Eukaryota, Metazoa, Arthropoda, Insecta, Diptera, Drosophilidae. The coding region runs from base 23 to 625 and encodes 200 amino acids. The record is from RefSeq and is a predicted model, not a curated record. The transcript is spliced from 3 exons.
AAUCAACGCGAAUACCCAAAAGAUGUGGUCCACACCAAACUUUGUGUACAAGGUGUUGAUUUGGAUUUUAUUAGCAAGGCAAUCGAGUGCCAUAAAAUAUAAAUUCAGUCUUGAAAAUGAGGAUGUAUUCACCAAUUGUCCCAAUAAACCAAGUAACGUACUCAAUGUAAGUGGACUGUUCGAUACCUCUGAGUCAACAUUUAAAACGGAUUUUGUGUCGGUACGCUUUUCGGGCAAUCUCACCUGCGCCUGGAAUAUUCAACCUGGUGAUCGCAUUCAGAUUUCUGUUCAAUUAAAUCGUUUCGAUCGUGGAUCCUGGCAGCCAACUGUAUUCAAUAUGCAUGUCCGUGACUUCUGUGCAUCUCUCUAUGAAAAAGAACAGUACUGGUACAAGUUUUGGUCAAAGUACAUAAUCAAUAAGGAACAAGUUAGAGAGAAAUGUAUUCUGCCUGGAACUAAAUUUAUUCACGAACCGUUUGAUGUAGAUUUACUUUUGGAGGCACAAGGAUUACCUUUAAUUGGACAACACAAGCUUGUCUAUACCUUUAAGGCAUUUGACACUAACGGUGUAGAGCGAGAAACUAGCAUCUGUUUCGAAAUGUUAGGGGAAUUUCAGAGGUUGUAGAUUUGCCAUGUAAACGUAUAUGUAAAUUGAAAACUUCUAU